Molecule: messenger RNA, 1880 nt
Organism: Patella vulgata (common limpet)
Lineage: Eukaryota; Metazoa; Mollusca; Gastropoda; Patellidae
Product: putative carbonic anhydrase 1
Exons: 8
Coding region: 50-1288 (412 amino acids)
Molecular function (GO): carbonate dehydratase activity; zinc ion binding
Source: RefSeq, a predicted model, not a curated record
ACGAUCAGUUUAGGCUUAUCUUCUAGUUCGAGAUAUCAGGCAUUGAUACAUGAUGGCAUUCAAAGCGGUAUUGAUGUUGGGCGUUGUGUGCUUGGCACAACAGUCACUGGCAAUUAACUUCGAUCUCAGCACUUCUUACGCCAGGAAAGCUUUGAGACUAGCUACACAUUAUCUACCGGGCCACUACAAUGACUUUCACCCGCAUCCAACACCACGUGGUGAAAGAGCUUUAUGUCAACUAGAAGAUGAAUCUUGUUUUUCGUAUGAUCCGGAUUCGGGAAUUGGUCCUCAGUGUUGGUUCAAGAUUGAUUUUCCCCUUAAUAAAUGUUGUGACGAACGAAACUCAUUCCAGUCGCCAAUCGACAUACCAGUUAGCCACCGCACGUAUCGUGUCAGGAACAAGUUGAGAUAUAGACGCAGCCAUAUUAAGGGAGAAUUAAUAAAUAAUGGUAUUAACCCCAAAUUUGAACCCGAGGAUGAGGACGUCAAGCUGUAUGGCGUGCCUAAUAGCCGUCGAUCGUACAUCCUCGACAAUGUUCACCUCCAUUUUGGUCCACGUGGAGACGACAGACAAACUGAACAUACAAUUGGUGGCGAAAACUUUGACGCAGAGGCUCACCUUGUCCACCAUCGUUCCGAUUUUAACAAUUUGUCAGAAGCUAGUAUACACCCGGGUGGUAUUGUAGUUGUGGCGAUUUUGUUCUCGAAAGAAGAGGGUUCAAAAAGUCCAGCAUUUGAACAGAUAUUCAACCAACUGGACGAGGUUACAGAGUUCGAUGACGAAGAAAAUGCUUGUUUCUUGGAGAAUAUAUUGACCUUUAUUAGAAGAAUAUUUAACCUCGAAGAAGAUGGUAGAUGUAGAUCAGCGGUGACACCAAUGUUUCCUGACUCUCCUUCAGAAGAAAAAAAAAUGAGGAAAUGUUUGUUGCAUACUAAAGAGUCCAAAUGUGGAGACCAUGCAGAAAACAUUUAUUUAAACCCAAAUGAGCUGUUAUCUGAAUCCGCUAUAUACUAUAAUUAUGAGGGUUCUCUAACAUCUCCAACUUGUACUGAAGCUGUCACCUGGUUAGUUGCAGAAGAACCAACCAGAAUAAGCGACGAAACGUUGAACUCUUUAGCUGCAUUGGAAUCGAGAUUUACCGGAGACCUUAUUUCAGAUAAAGGAAACCUGCGACCAACACAAUCACUAGCAGGACGUAAAGUAAAGAAAUUGAGAUUCCGGAAAUACGGUUGGCCUACACGCGGGCCUACACGUGGGCCUACACGUCGUUAUGACGAACCUCUGUAACCCUAAGCUAGAUUUAAUAAAUGAACGACUUAAAGAUGCAUUAUAUAAGAUUUAGAUAAAGAUGACAGUUUUGGCUAUAAUAUUUAAAAAAAAGAUAAUGUAGUUAUUGUCCUUGGAAGAACAGUGAAGCCUCGAUUGUCAUUGCUACUGUUGUUACAAUAAUAAGAAAAAAAAUUCGAUUAUCCAUACCAAUCGUAUUUAAAUCUGUUCAAAAUCAAAACCACCCGAAAUUCUAGAGAGUUGGGUCUGACAUGUAAACAAACUAAUUAAUAGGUUAUUUAACAUUUGAGACUAAAAAAAAGAACUACAUUAGGCAGAUUUAGCGCUUGAAUAAUGCAUCCUUAAACGUCCAAUAUUUCGACGUUUUUCCUUAAUAGACGGAAAGGGAUAACGUUUUAUCUAAAAAGAAAUUGCAAAAGAAACCAAUGAUGUUUGGUUCAAUUUAUACACAAAUUCGACCAAUAUGGCAGCCUCAAUGGAGUUUGUUACAGCGAUGACAUCUUGUAGCCAGUGUGUUAUAGUGCUGGGACAAUAAAUAAUUACCUGUUAAAUUCUUCACAAGGUGAUUGUAGAAGCGAAAUAUGCCGAAAUA